Molecule: messenger RNA, 3440 nt
Organism: Mercurialis annua (annual mercury)
Lineage: Eukaryota; Viridiplantae; Streptophyta; Magnoliopsida; Malpighiales; Euphorbiaceae
Product: receptor-like protein kinase THESEUS 1
Exons: 1
Coding region: 591-3116 (841 amino acids)
Biological process (GO): protein autophosphorylation
Cellular component (GO): plasma membrane; plasmodesma
Molecular function (GO): ATP binding; transmembrane receptor protein tyrosine kinase activity
Source: RefSeq, a predicted model, not a curated record
UUAUCAAACUAUAAAAUAUAAAUAUCAACCUCCUCCUUAAAUACAAAGAAUAAAAAAACAAUAACAGCAGAUAAUUUCAUAAUUGAAGCAAAGCAAGAAGUUUCAUUUCAUUUCAUUUGUUUGUGUCAAUGGAGUUAGGUGGGUCCCUUUUGCACUGGUAAAUGACAGCCUAAUCACCAGCCUGGAAAGGGUUGUUCAUGUUAUACAAAAAGCUCUUUGCUUUACUCUAUUUUCAUGGCUGCUCUCAGUUUUUCAUCUUUAACUCCUUAAACCCCAUCUCCAUUCUCACAUUUUCCACCAGGUUCUAAUUAUCCUCCUCUCUUGUUUGUUGUUUCAGUUUGUUUUUAUUCUUUGUUGUGGUAAAAAUGUGUAUUCUUUGAGUUUUUGUAUGCAUUGGUGAACUGGUUUAGAUGAGUUAGAUCUAUGUUGGUUUUUGUUUUUGAGUGAUUUGAGGAUUUGGGUUUUUGUUUGUGAGUGAUUUUAGGAUUUGGGUACUUAGUUUUUUUUGGUUUUUUAGGUGAUGCAUUUUAGGAUUACAUUGAAGUUCUAGACUUGGACAUAGGUGUAUUGGUAGAAAUUUUGUGUUUUGGAUGAAGAUGACAGUAUAUAGUUGGUUAGCUUUGGUUUUUUUGGUUGUGAUAUUUGGUUAUAAUGGAUCAUUUGCUGCAUUUACUCCUCCUGAUAAUUACUUAAUUGCUUGUGGUGCUUCUCAAAAUGUUAGUUUCCAAGGUAGGACUUUUGUUCCUGAUUCAGGGCAUUCAUCUCUCACUUUAAAGACUGGUACUUCUGUUGUUGCUAGCUCUAAUUCUACCUUUCCUUCUCCUAUCUAUCAAUCCGCUCGGAUUUUCUCCGGUAUAGCUUCUUAUAGAUUCAAAAUUCAGCAGGAAGGCAGGCAUUGGAUCCGCCUUUACUUCUAUCCUGUCCCGAAUUCGGGUCAAAACUUGUCGUCCGCAUCGAUUACGACAGUCACUGAUGAGUAUGUGCUCUUGAAUAAUUUUACAUUUGAGAACUUUAAUGGUUCUUAUAUGUUCAAGGAGUAUGCAGUCAAUAUCUCAUCUGAUACCUUGACUCUUUCCUUCAUUCCUUCGAACAAUUCCGUAACUUUUGUUAAUGCAAUUGAAGUUGUUUCUGUCCCUGAUGUAAAUUUCCCUGAUCAGGCGUUUACUGUAAAUCCGCGUGCUCCUUUUGGGGGUCUUUCUGAUCUCGCAUUUGAAACUGUUUACCGAUUAAAUGUGGGUGGUCCAUUGAUCACAGCGCAAAAUGAUACUGUUGGAAGAAUUUGGGAGAAUGAUUCUAAAUACCUUCAUGUAAAUAGCUCUGCUGUGAAUGUUACAGCCAACCCUGCAUCCAUAAAGUAUCCACCCUCUGUUACUCCUGAAAUAGCACCAAAUAUGGUUUAUUCUUCCGCUGAAGCCAUGGGAGACGCAAAUGUAGCCAGCAUGAACUUCAACAUAACUUGGGUCUUUCCUGUUGAUCCAAACUUCAGAUAUUUUGUUCGAGUGCAUUUCUGUGAUAUUGUUAGCAAGGCUCUGAAUUCUCUUGUGUUCAAUCUUUAUGUAAACGAUGAUAGCGCCCUUGAUAGUUUUGACCUUUCAUCGUUCACCAAUGAUCUAAAUGUACCAUAUUACAGAGACUUCGUCUCUAAUUCCUCUCUGGAGUCGGAUACUUUGACUGUUAGUGUUGGUCCAGAUAUGCAAGCUGAUAUCACCAAUGCAACCAUGAACGGUCUGGAGAUUCUGAAGAUCAGCAAUGACGCUAAGAGCUUGGAUGGGCUCUCUACCGUUGAGAACCUUCUUCCUGAAUCACCCUCAAAGAAAAGCAAGACAGCAAUCAUAAUCGGUUCAGUUAUUGGAGCUGUAGCUGCAUUUGCUUUGUUUGGUUUCUGUUACUGUUGCUUGGUGGCUCGCAAGUCAAAGACCACUAACCAAGGUCACUCAUGGCUGCCUUUGCCUUUGUAUGGAAAUUCUCAAACCAUAACUAAAAUGUCCACAAUUUCUCAAAAGAGUGGAACAGCAAGCUGUAUUUCAUUGUCUUCUAUAAAUCAUGGCCGGGUCUUCACAUUCCAAGAAAUCCUUGAUGCAACCAACAAGUUUGAUGAGAACUUGCUUCUUGGGGUCGGCGGCUUUGGUAGGGUCUACAAAGGAACACUUGAAGAUGGGACUAAACUAGCCGUAAAGAGAGGAAACCCUAGAUCAGAACAGGGCCUUGCUGAAUUCCGAACUGAGAUUGAAAUGUUAUCCAAGCUCCGCCAUCGCCAUCUUGUCUCUCUUAUUGGCUAUUGUGAUGAACGGUCUGAAAUGGUCCUUGUUUAUGAAUUCAUGGCUAAUGGACCUCUGAGGAGCCAUCUGUAUGGAACAGAUCUACCACCAUUAUCGUGGAAGCAAAGACUUGAAAUAUGUAUUGGUGCUGCAAGGGGGCUUCAUUAUCUUCACACAGGCGCUACUCAAAGUAUUAUUCACCGAGAUGUCAAGACAACAAAUAUUCUCCUGGAUGAGAGUUUCGUUGCCAAGGUUGCUGAUUUUGGCCUCUCAAAAACUGGACCAGCUAUUGAUCAGACUCAUGUGAGUACUGCAGUUAAGGGCAGCUUUGGUUACCUUGAUCCUGAAUACUUCCGCAGGCAACAACUCACUGAGAAAUCUGAUGUGUAUUCAUUUGGGGUUGUUCUAAUGGAAGUUCUCUGUACUAGACCAGCUCUCAAUCCUGUUCUCCCAAGGGAGCAAGUAAAUAUCGCAGAAUGGGCAAUGAUGUGGCAGAAGAAAGGCAUGUUGGACCAAAUCAUGGACUCCAAUCUGGUAGGAAAGGUGAAUCCAGCUUCACUCAAAAAGUUUGGCGAAACUGCUGAGAAAUGCCUUGCUGAGCAUGGAGUUGAUAGGCCAUCAAUGGGAGACGUUUUAUGGAAUCUUGAAUAUGCUCUCCAGCUUGAGGAGACGUCAUCUGCGCUCACGGAACCAGAAGAUAACAGUACAAACCAUAUCCCAGGAAUUCUGACACCUCUUGAACCAUUUGACAACAGUGUCAGCAUAAUCGAUGGAGGGAACUCUGGAACAGAUGAUGAUGCUGAAGAUGCUGCAACGAGUGCUGUGUUUUCCCAGCUAGUAAAUCCCCGUGGAAGAUAAUAGAAUACAGAUUGCCACUCAUUUUUGGCCAGCAGAAAUCAACGUUUUGGCCUUCCAGUCAGAUGAAUAGUUUUCUUGAAAAACGUUGUCAAGAAAAUACACCAAGGUUAUUCCUUAUCACAUUACUCCAUUGUUUUACCUCAAUUUUUCAUUUAUAGUAUAUUUAGUUUGUAAUAUAUUUCGCCAAAGAUUGCAUGUAAGGCACCAUAAGAUUCUCUCAUUGUCUUGAUCUAAUAUUCAUCCGGGGUUCAGCUGCCCGGGUUAUUUUUUCCAUUUACACAGUUACAAGAUAUUCAAUGUAUUAAUAUCAUAAACUUUUGUUCA